GCAAGUCCCUCGGCCUCGCAGAACGUCACUCGCUACACGUCCGCUGACAACGCCGCAGCGUGUCAAUGGGUUGCGUGUAGAUUCAACAUGGCGACCUCCACGUCGCUGCGUUGCUGUUUACUCUGUCGCUCACGCUUCAACACGCUGCGCGUUCAUCGCGCUAAACAAGAGGACCCCGCCGCCGCAAGGGAAACGAGCAGACGUCCCGUCUACCAGCCAAGGCUGUGGUACGGAACCCGGGGCUCAGAUAAUACACAGGAUGCCCAAAUACACAUUCCGGUGGAUCGUCUGACCGUAUCGUACAGUCGAAGCGGUGGUCCGGGUGGUCAGCAUGUAAAUAAAGUAAGCACAAAAGCAGAGGUCCGAUUCCAUGUGCAAACGGCAGACUGGAUCCCAGAGGAUGUCCGGCAGAAAGUCCUUGAAAAAAACAAGAACCGCAUCAAUAAAGCAGGGGAGCUCCUGGUGACCUCCGAGCUAAGCAGGAACCAGCAGCGAAACCUUGCCGACUGCAUACAGAAAGUCUCUGACAUCUUAGCACAGGCCAGCGAGAAGCCAUAUGAACCAACAGCAGAAGACAUAGCACUCAGGGAGGGCAGGUUGGACAGGAGGAACAAGGAGCGACUAAAGCAGAAGAAGGUCCAUUCAGCAACCAAGCAGAGCAGACGAGUGGAUUUUGACUGAAGGGAAGUGAUUUGUCUGAGGUGGUCACCUUGCUUGAUGACUCCAUAAUAACUCGUAAUAAAACGUCUUGUUGUUUUACUCCAUUGAGCUCAUAAUAUUUUUUAUGAUAAUAAUAUGUCCACCAUUAUCCAAACCGCUUAUCCUGCUCUCAGGGUCGCGGGGAUGCUGGAGCCUAUCCCAGCAGUCACUGG
This is a messenger RNA of Lampris incognitus (smalleye Pacific opah), 872 nucleotides long. RefSeq names its product mitochondrial ribosomal protein L58 (gene mrpl58). The record is from RefSeq and is a predicted model, not a curated record. The transcript is spliced from 6 exons. Bases 88 to 681 code for a protein of 197 amino acids. Lineage: Eukaryota; Metazoa; Chordata; Actinopteri; Lampriformes; Lampridae. Gene Ontology annotation, biological process: mitochondrial translational termination. Gene Ontology annotation, molecular function: translation release factor activity. Gene Ontology annotation, cellular component: mitochondrial large ribosomal subunit.